UCGGAAGCUACAUGCAAACACCACAGCUAACACGGUAUGUGGCUCACAUAAACACCAUAGCAAACAUGUGUAUCCUAGCUAGGCACACAUGUUCUACAUUCAUACGUACUACGCUCGCCCUAUAAAUUGGCCGAGGGCCUGCGCUCACCUCGAUGCAUAUCACUCACACAAGCAGCCAUACAACAAAAUCAUACACAUAGGCAUCAUUAGUAGCUUUGCUUGGUUUCUGAUUAGGUUGUUUAGUUAGUUCGAGUAGUUGCACUCUCUACCAGGAGCAAUAAUGGUUGCUGCACCUGCGCGCAUCAUCUUCUCCUUCUCCUCUGUGGAGCCUCUUCUCAUUGCAGCUUCGCCGGCAGCAGCUAGAAACAGCCGGCAAGGCCGCCACCGUGGCCAAUUCAUCCGCCCUUUGGCGGCAUCCAACACUCUGCUGGGCAAUGAUUUUGAUCUCCAGGAGGGCCUGACGGACGUCCAAAAGAUUCUUCAUCAACGUCAAAAGAGCAACCGGGAGAUGAUGGUCACCAUCGAUAACCUCAAGCGCCUCUGCGUCGACCACUACUUCGAAGAAGAGAUCGAGAGCGCCAUGAGUGCUUGCAUGAAUCUCGUCCACAGCAAUGAUCUCUUCGAUGCAACCCUUGCAUUCAGGCUCCUGAGAGAGGCAGGCUAUGAUGUUUCAGCAAAAGAUGAUGUUUUAUGGAGGUUCACUGACAACAGCGGCGAAUUCAAGCUUCCUCUUAGCAAGGACAUCCGAGGGCUCCUAAGCCUGCAUGACAUGUCUCACAUGAACAUUGGAGGAGAGGCAUUGCUCGACAAGGCAAAAGAGUUCUCAAGCAAGCACCUUGCAUCUGCCAUUAGGUACCUGGAGCCAAGCCUUGCAGAGUAUGUGAGGCAGUCCCUGGACCACCCUUACCACCUGAGCGUGAUGCCGUACAAAGCUAGGCAUCACCUCACCUACCUGCAGAGCCUGCCCACCAGAGACACGGCGGUGGAGAAACUAGCAAUUGCAGAGUUUCAGCUCAACAAAUUGCUGCAUCAGAAAGAAAUGCAAGAGAUUAAAAGAUGGUGGAUGGACCUAGGAUUGGCUCAAGAAAUACCUGUGGUGCGGGACCAGGUGCUGAAAUGGUACAUGUGGUCCAUGACAGCCCUCCAAGGAUAUUCUUUCUCCAGAUAUCGGGUUGAGAUGACAAAGAUAAUCUCGCUUGUCUAUGUUGUGGACGACAUAUUUGACCUUGUUGGCACACUAGAGGAGCUCUCUCUCUUCACUGAAGCUGUCAAAAUGUGGAAUACUGCGGCUGCUGAUUCACUCCCUAGUUACAUGAGAUCAUGCUACAAGGCUCUUUACACCAUUACAAAUGAGAUUGCAGAUAUGGCUGAAAAGGAGCAUGGAUUGAACCCAGCUAAUAAUCUUAGAAAAGCAUGGACGGUGUUGUUUGAUGGAUUUAUGGUUGAGGCAAAAUGGCUAGCAAACCAUCAGGUUCCUACUGCAGAGGAUUACCUGAGAAAUGGUGUUGUCACGUCAGGAGUGCCGCUUACAUUUGUACACAUAUUCAUUAUGCUAGGGUGUGAUCAAAAUAGUGAAGCACUCAUUGACCACAUGCCCUCUGUCAUCUCUUGCCCAGCCAAGAUUCUCCGACUUUGGGAUGACAUGGGCAGUGCAGAGGAUGAAUCUCAGGAAGGAUUCGAUGGAUCGUAUAAAAAUUUCUACCUCAUGGAGAACCCUAGAUGCAGCCCUACUGAUGCGGAAGCACAUAUGCGUAGCUUGAUCGCAAGGGAGUGGGAGGAGCUCAAUAGGGAGUGUUUAUGCACGAGGACCUUCUCCUCUAACUUCACACAGGUCUGCUUGAACAUCGCGAGAAUGGUCAGUGUCAUGUACUCGUACAACAAGGAACAAAGGCUUCUUGUCCUUGAGGACUAUGCAAGAAUGUUGAUACUUUGAAGCUUUGCUCCAUGCAAGUCCAUGUGCCAUGCCUAAUUUAUCUCACUCCUUGUUAGUUGAGACCAAUAUAGAAAUCAGAGCAUGUAAGUUAGAUAGAUGGAUUAAAAUAUUUGGGCAAAGAAGGAUGAUAUAUCCAUCUUCUUGAAAAAUGUAUUGUUGAAAUAUGCAAUGGAAGUAACAGUUUUGUAAGAGCCACCACAAAUAUGAGGCAUGUCAACAAGGUUACCAAUGGCAUUUUAGAGCUACCAUGGGUACUAUAUACAGAGGAAGGGGUGAGUGCUAGUAUAGACACUAAAGGAAGAUGUGUAUGGUCUUGUGCAAUACUAUUGUGCUGUAAUAAAGUUAUGUUCUUGUAAGUGUUAGUCAAUUGAUUAAGUUGUAUAAUUUGGAA
This is a messenger RNA of Sorghum bicolor (sorghum), 2324 nucleotides long. Its product is annotated as S-(+)-linalool synthase, chloroplastic-like. The transcript is spliced from 7 exons. Gene Ontology annotation, molecular function: magnesium ion binding; terpene synthase activity. The coding region runs from base 281 to 1933 and encodes 550 amino acids. Lineage: Eukaryota; Viridiplantae; Streptophyta; Magnoliopsida; Poales; Poaceae. The record is from RefSeq and is a predicted model, not a curated record.